AUGUUAGUAACAAAUUAUUUUGUAGCCCAACAAGACACAUGCUGUUUGCCACCACCUCCUCCCCCUCCUCCUCAAGCUCAAAUGGCACCAAUUAAAACAACUUGCAUAUGUACUCCUAUUCAGCAAGAUCUUUGUUGUUUACCAAUGCAACAACAGGCACCGCCACUUCCUCCACCCCCUCCUCUACCACCAAUAUGUAUUUGUUCUCCAAUCCAACAAGAUCCUUGCUGUUUACCACCACCACCUCCUCCUCCUCCUCCUCCACAAAUGGCACCAGUCCCGCCACCAAUGGCAAUACAGAGUGUGACAAUUCAAUGUGCUCCAAUUUGUGUUCCUCCCCCUUUACCUCCUCCACCACCGCCAAUGAGACAACCUCCAAUAGUAAUGCAGUGUCAGCCUAUGUUGUGCCAACAGCUACAAUGUCAGCCGAUCUGCCAAUGCCAACCUGGAUAUGUUCAGUGCGCCCAAAGAUGUUGUUUACGAUACAGAAAAGUGAAUAAUAACAACAAUCAUUUUUCACCACUUAGAAAUGAUAAUAGUAACAAAAUUUUAAAAUUUGGAACAUCUGGAAACAAUCCGACUGAGAAUGGCAAUAGUAAUGCAGGGCAAUUAUUGCCGAUUAAUCAAGCAGCAGCGACAAAUCAACAUUUGGUACCACAGGCAUUUUCCACUCAAGAAAAAAGGGUGGUACCAUCAGUGCCUUCCUCAUUAUUCCCAGCGCCUAUAUCAAAAAGAACAGUGGCAGAUAAAAAAUUAACCGAAAAGCAUCGAAAAUAA
Messenger RNA from Meloidogyne enterolobii, 777 nucleotides. The record is from the annotation of a GenBank genome assembly. NCBI's taxonomy places the organism in Eukaryota, Metazoa, Nematoda, Chromadorea, Rhabditida, Meloidogynidae.